GGGGUCACAGACAAGGAGGAAGGGGGGUUUGAAUGAGGCUGCAUUCCUGCUUGCACCACCAUGGCAAAAGCCUAAGCGCGGCGGAGCGGCGGGCGGCCCGCAAGGCCCUGCAGCGGCCUCACGGCCCGAAGGAUUUCAUCCCCGACGGCUCGGCCGAGCAGGCGGAGAAGCUGCGGCUGUGCCAGGAGGAGCAGUGGGAGAUCCUCUCCGAGGAGCGGGUGGAGCGGCUAGGGAAUCUGGUAAAAGCUGAGUGGAAGCCAGGACAAGGCAUCGUAGAGCUGCAGUCCCCUGCGGGGAAGUUCUGGCACACCAUGGGGUUCUCCAAGCAUGGCAAACAGUGCCUGCUGCCUGAGGAAGCUCUGUACCUGCUGGAGUGUGGCUCUGUUCAGCUCUUUUACAGGGAUCUGCCCUUGUCAAUCCAGGAAGCCUACGAGAUCCUGCUGUCCCAGGAGGCAGUGAGCCUGCCACAUUACCAGGUGUUCAGCCACUUGAAGCAACUGGGUUAUAUUGUACUGAGAUUCGACCCCAGCACUCUCCCAUCUUCCUACGAGAGGCAACUGAACCUGGAAAGUCACUGCCAGAGCUCUGGAAAACACCAUCGCAAAAGGAGGGGGAGUUCCAGCCCUGGGUCAUGUGAGAAGAAACUUAAGGUAUCUGAGGACCUUCGAGAAGCUGAAGGGGUCUCUAAAGAAGCUGGAGAUGACUGUGGAGGCAUUCCCAUGGAUGAAAAGCCCUUCUCAGUGCAACCAAAGGAGUUGGAUGCUGGCAGUGGAGAGGGGGAGUCAAAGCCUGUUCUUGAUACAGGACUAAAGGAAUCUGUGAGCCCCUCCAGCCGGGCUGGAGAUCACAAAGGCAGCACCAGUGCCCAUGCUCCCCGUUGGGAUUUUACUACCAUCACCUUGCCAAAUGUGGCCUCAGACCAGCCAUGCACAUAUCUGCCCUUACCUGCCAAGGGGCUGCUGCCAGAGAACGUGCCAGGGAGGGAGGUGGAUGCAGCUGGCUGGUGCACACGCAUCAAUCAGAAGCAGGAGAAGCUGUCACGGAAGGAGAGGGAGCAGCGAGACAGGGAGAGCAGGUAUAAGAGCAGUGUCAAUGCUGACCAGGAGGUGAGGUGCUGCUCCAACUGGAAGGAGUACAAAGCCCUCUUGGUGAAGAGAAGCCAGCAGAAGGUUUGGAAGCGUCCACCGCAUCUCUGGGACCAAGCUGUCACGCCACUUCUGCGACCGGAGGAAGCUACCUCCACAGCUGCACUUCUCCAGCAGAUCAGCGUGCUGCAGCCUUCCCACAUCCUGGAUGGAGCCUCCCGGCUGCAGGAGGACCCAAACGCCAUGAAGAUAGACUUCAAUGUGUAUCCAGCAGACGCUGUGGCCAAAUUUAAGAAGUCAAACCCAGGGAAGCCUUAUGUCAGGAUGUGUGUUCGGAGCUUUGACGAGCAGGUCCCAUCUCUUCGGGCUCUGAAGCAGGUUACCUAUCAGAGUGGGGACGUGCCAGUGGUCUUUGCUCUUGUGGAUCAUGGAGAUGUUGCCUUUUACUCACUGAAGGAAUUCAAGCUGCCAGUUGAUGUGAAUCACUGAAGUUACUGUCACUUGCAGAAAUGGUGCGGGAUGAAGGGAAGAGCUUUACUCAGGAUUAGUUUGCUUGAUUAAAGAAAUACUAGAGAAACUAGAGCCUCUGAUAACUGGAAUCUUGAGUAGCUGACCACUUCAUUAGCUGUUACAGACUUCACCCAGCCAGGUGGCUCAGGCAAAAUACCAGACUUUACAGCAGUUAAGUGAUAUGGCUUAGCUGGGCGUUUCUGGACUGGAAUACAGGCUGCUUUGUUCUUGAAGUGACUGGUUCUCUGCUUUCUCAUCUUGGGGACCACAGUCUGCUUCUUCUGUGUCAUCUUUGGCUGACUUGUGGACUAUUGGAAAACACUUUGCUGGUGAUCCUCUUGUCACAUAUUAAGAACCACUGUGCUACACCAGUCAAAUGGUUGGAGAGUCACGGAGGUCAAUCAGGGACAGAAUAAGCUGAUCAGACCAGUGGUGGUGUCCUGAGCCCCUGUCAUUCAGCUAAGCCAACAACUGCCAGAUCAGAUUCUGAUCUGUGAAAGGCACAGCCAUAAAACUCAGCCACUUGGAGUGAAGUUUCCAGGCACUUGAGAGCCACAGACUGUGCCUUGAAUGCUAUUUGAUCAGCUGGAGGUCACAGAAGGCCCCAGAGCGUUGCAGAUGGCGUUCGAGCUCCACACUGGAGCAUCUGUUCUGAGAUGUGUUUUGGCUAUGCGGCAUUGUGCCAUAUUAAAGUUUGGCCACCAGUAGCCUCACCAGGGCUGUGCUGCAGCUCCCUGGUUCAGCCUGACCUCCUCUUUCCUGGUUGUGGAGCCUUUUCUUUUGCAAGUGAGAGAUCCCAGAGUAAAGAAAAGCUACAACUUCCUCAUGAUGCUUUCAGUUCUGUGGCUGUUGUGCUCCAAAUGGGGGACAUUAUUUCUUUCCUGUGGGAGCUUCCUAACAGGAUAUCCAGGUACCAAAUUUGCUUUAGCCUCUAUGCAAAAGUGCUGCUGCCAGGUGCCAGGAGGUCUGCUGGCUGGGCAGUACUGUGCUGAGCAUGGCUGUGUGCAGUACUGAGGUUUGUAAUAGCAAUUGGUUUAGAUGCUUUUUGUUUGAUGAUAUUUUUUUUAGUUCCUUUGGGAGACUGGGAGAAGGCCAAACAAUAAAAAAGCCUUUUCCAGUGG
Molecule: messenger RNA, 2716 nt
Organism: Pogoniulus pusillus (Red-fronted tinkerbird)
Lineage: Eukaryota; Metazoa; Chordata; Aves; Piciformes; Lybiidae
Gene: TSEN54
Product: tRNA splicing endonuclease subunit 54
Exons: 11
Coding region: 33-1574 (513 amino acids)
Biological process (GO): tRNA-type intron splice site recognition and cleavage
Cellular component (GO): tRNA-intron endonuclease complex
Source: RefSeq, a predicted model, not a curated record